UCAAGGUCACAAUGGCCUAUGCUGAAAACAAAACACCGAAGGGCUCUGUUUUGCUCUGUCUCUUGUUUCUCUUUGCUACGAUUUUGUUAAGCUGUGGACGAGUUUGGAGCCAAACAUCUCCCGUUUUUGCUUGUGAUGUUUCCAAGAAUGCGGCAUUGGCAAGUUUUGGGUUCUGCAACAAGUCACUGUCCGUGGAUGAGAGAGUGAAAGACCUUGUGAGUAGGUUGACAUUGCAAGAGAAGAUUGGGAACAUGGUGAAUUCUGCGGUGGAUGUGAGUAGGCUUGGGAUUCCACGUUAUGAAUGGUGGUCUGAGGCACUUCAUGGAGUGUCCAACGUUGGUCCUGGGACACGUUUUACCACUGUGGUACCUGCGGCUACAAGUUUUCCUAUGCCUAUUCUCAUUGCAGCUUCUUUCAAUGCUUCCUUGUUUCAAACCAUUGGAAGGAUGGUUUCAACGGAAGCCAGAGCAAUGCACAAUGUGGGGUUGGCUGGUUUGACAUAUUGGUCACCGAACAUUAACAUAUUCAGGGAUCCAAGAUGGGGAAGAGGUCAAGAGACACCAGGGGAAGAUCCUGUGCUAGCUAGCAAAUAUGCAGUUGGGUACGUGAAAGGUUUGCAACAAAGUGAUGAUGGGGACCCCAACAAGCUCAAGGUUGCUGCUUGUUGCAAACACUAUACAGCCUAUGAUUUGGAUAACUGGAAAGGUGUUCAGCGUUACACCUUCAAUGCUGUGGUGACACAGCAAGAUUUGGAUGACACAUUCCAACCACCAUUUAAGAGCUGUGUGAUUGAUGGGAAUGUUGCCAGUGUCAUGUGUUCCUACAAUCAGGUUAAUGGAAAGCCAACCUGUGCAGAUUCUGACCUACUUAAGGGUGUUAUCCGGGGCCAAUGGAAACUAAAUGGAUAUAUAGUUUCUGACUGUGACUCAGUAGAAGUGCUUUUCAAAGAUCAGCACUACACCAAGACUCCUGAAGAAGCUGCAGCAAUAUCCAUUCUGGCCGGGCUUGAUUUGAACUGUGGAAAAUAUCUAGGCCAAUAUACAGAAGGUGCUGUGAAGAAAGGGCUUGUAGAUGAAGCAUCCAUUAGCAAUGCUGUCUCCAACAAUUUUGCCACAUUGAUGCGUCUUGGUUUCUUUGAUGGUGAUCCAAGCAAGCAACCUUAUGGAAACCUCGGUCCAAAAGAUGUCUGCACUCCGGCGAACCAAGAACUUGCCCGUGAAGCUGCCAGGCAAGGGAUUGUGUUGCUGAAAAACAGUCCAGGAUCACUGCCUCUUAAUGCCAAAGCCAUUAAAUCAUUGGCAGUUAUUGGCCCCAAUGCUAAUGCUACUAAGACCAUGAUUGGAAACUAUGAAGGCAUUCCAUGCAAGUAUACAUCACCUUUACAAGGCCUAACAGCCUUAGUUCCUACAAGCUAUGCUGCUGGGUGUCCUGAUGUGAAAUGCACUAACCCCAUACUAGAUGAUGCCAAAAAAAUUGCAGCCUCUGCAGAUGUCACUGUGAUUGUAGUGGGUGCAAGUCAAGCAAUAGAGGCAGAGAGUCUUGAUAGAAUCAACAUUCUUCUUCCAGGACAGCAGCAACAUUUAGUUACUGAAGUUGCAAAUGUGUCCAAGGGACCUGUGAUUCUUGUCAUAAUGUCUGGAGGGGGCAUGGAUGUGUCCUUUGCUAAAACUAAUAAUAAAAUCACAAGCAUCUUGUGGGUUGGCUACCCUGGAGAAGCUGGUGGAGCUGCCAUAGCUGAUGUUAUCUUUGGUUUUCAUAAUCCAAGUGGAAGGCUACCCAUGACAUGGUAUCCACAAUCAUAUGUAGACAAAGUACCAAUGACCAAUAUGAACAUGAGGCCAGAUCCUGCCACAGGUUACCCUGGUAGAACAUAUAGAUUUUAUAAAGGGGAAACAGUUUUCUCAUUUGGAGAUGGAAUAAGCUAUUCUAGUGUGGAGCAUAUAUCAGUUAAAGCACCUCAGUUUAUGUCUGUUCCUCUAGCUGAGGAUCAUGUGUGCCGUUCCUCAGAAUGCAAGUCACUUGAUGUUGCUGGUGAGCAUUGUCAAGAUUUGGCAUUUGAUAUUCACCUUAGGAUCAAGAACAAGGGGAAAAUGAGCAGUAGCCAUACGGUGUUUUUAUUCUCUACUCCUCCUGCGGUGCACAAUGCACCUCAGAAAUACUUGCUUGGUUUUGAGAAAGUUCACUUAACAGGAAAAUCAGAAGCACUGGUUAGGUUCAAAGUAGAUGUUUGUAAAGAUUUGAGUGUGGUUGAUGAACUUGGCAACAGAAAAGUUGCCUUAGGACAGCAUCUGCUUCAUGUUGGAAACUUGAAGCAUCCUUUGGGAGUGAGGAUUUGAA
Molecule: messenger RNA, 2337 nt
Organism: Gastrolobium bilobum
Lineage: Eukaryota; Viridiplantae; Streptophyta; Magnoliopsida; Fabales; Fabaceae
Product: beta-xylosidase/alpha-L-arabinofuranosidase 2
Exons: 7
Coding region: 12-2336 (774 amino acids)
Biological process (GO): xylan catabolic process; arabinan catabolic process
Cellular component (GO): plant-type cell wall
Molecular function (GO): xylan 1,4-beta-xylosidase activity; alpha-L-arabinofuranosidase activity
Source: RefSeq, a predicted model, not a curated record